Molecule: messenger RNA, 1167 nt
Organism: Syzygium oleosum
Lineage: Eukaryota; Viridiplantae; Streptophyta; Magnoliopsida; Myrtales; Myrtaceae
Product: cytokinin riboside 5'-monophosphate phosphoribohydrolase LOG1-like
Exons: 7
Coding region: 168-839 (223 amino acids)
Biological process (GO): cytokinin biosynthetic process
Cellular component (GO): nucleus; cytosol
Molecular function (GO): hydrolase activity, hydrolyzing N-glycosyl compounds
Source: RefSeq, a predicted model, not a curated record
UUCUUCUCCUUCCAUGUUCCUCCCGUUUGGUUAGCGGAGGGAAAACAGAGAAGCCCUAUCCAAAAUCGACUCUCUGCAAAAACAAAAUCCCCUCCCGGAAUUGUUGGAGACGAAGGCGAGAGAGAACUUCCAGAAAAGCAAAGGGGAACAGAAAAAAGGUCAGAGGCAUGGGGGAGGAGAAGGAGAUGAAGGCACCCGGCCGGUCGAGGUUCAAAACGAUCUGCGUUUUCUGCGGGAGCAGCAUCGGCAAGAGGCGAUCGUAUGGGGAUGCUGCGCUUGAGCUCGGCCGAGAACUGGUUGCGCGGAGCUUGGAUCUUGUUUACGGCGGAGGGAGCGUUGGAUUGAUGGGAUUAGUUUCUCAGGAGGUCCAUGGCGGAGGCCGCCGUGUUCUCGGAGUCGUUCCCAAAAGUUUGAUGUACGAAGAGAUAAUUGGAGAGACGGUUGGGGAGGUCAAACUAGUAGCCGACAUGCACCAAAGGAAAGCCGAGAUGGCCCGCCAUUCUGACUGUUUCAUUGCCUUACCAGGUGGGUAUGGGACUUUGGAAGAGUUAUUGGAGGUGAUUACCUGGGCCCAGUUGGGCAUCCAGGACAAGCCGGUGGGUUUGCUAAACGUGGAAGGGUACUACAAUAACCUGCUCGCCUUCAUCGAUAAAGCCGUGGACGACGGGUUUAUCAAGCCGUGCGAGCGAAGCAUCGUCGUCUCUGCCACGAGUGCUCGGGAGUUGCUUCAGAAGCUCGAGGACUAUGUGCCCCUCCACAGUGCAGCGAUAGCGAAAGCGAGCUGGGAGGCUGAACAGGUUGAGUUGAACUCGGCCUUGCAGACCGAGAUCGCUCGAUAACAAUGAUGUCAGUUGAUCUCGAGCCUUGAAGAAGACAGAUCGACUUAUUUUUCUAAGCGAAUGAAUGCCAGAAAAUGAGAAAACUGUUUUCCACGAGACGAACGGAGCCUAGUUUUUCCUCUGGUAGUUUUUAGACCACCAAUUUGUGCUUGUCGGUUCUAAUUGGCAAGUAGGGUUAGCUUAUGUUUCUCCCUUUUCUUUGCUCUUUCUUUCUUUCCUUUUUUUUGGGUUUUUGCUGUUCUCCUAUCAUGUAUUUAAAUUUGGACCGCUUAAGCUAGUUGGUGACGAAAAUAGAAACAUGUUUAUAAUAAUACCCGUUUAAAUCGUA